AUGCACUUUGUAGCUCAGACCCAUGUUGAUAAUUCUUUUGGUAACAGUUUUGAGUUCACCAAGAACAACAUAUACGGCACCCAUGUUCUACUAGAGGCCUGCAAAGUUACUGGACAAAUCAAAAGAUUUAUUCACGUAAGCACGGAUGAGGUCUAUGGAGAGACCGACGAGGAUGCAGUUGUAGGAAAUCAUGAGGCAUCGCAACUUUUGCCGACAAACCCAUAUUCAACCACAAAAGCUAGGGUAGAAAUGCUUGUUAUGGCUUAUGGUAGAUCAUAUGGAUUGCCUGUGAUAACCACUCGAGGAAACAAUGUUUAUGGACCAAAUCAGUUUCCCGAAAAGUUAAUUCCCAAGUUCAUCCUUUUAGCCAUGAGAGGGCAGCCUCUUCCUAUUCAUGGGGAUGGUUCUAAUGUGCGAAGUUAUCUCUAUUGUGAGGAUGUUGCUGAGGUAUUUGAAUGCAUUCUUCACAAGGGAGAAGUUGGUCAUGUUUACAACAUUGGAACGACGAAGGAAAGAAGAGUGAUUGAUGUCGUCAAAGAUAUAUGCAAUUUAUUUAACAUGUAUCUAGACAAAAGCAUUCAGUUUGUGGAUAACAGGCCAUUCAAUGAUCAGAGAUACUUCCUUGAUGAUCAGAAGCUGAAGAAUUUGGGUUGGAUUGAGAGGACUACAUGGAAUGAAGGUAUAAGAAAGACCAUGGAGUGGUAUACCAGCAAUCCUGGUUGGUGGGGUGAUGUAUCUGGAGCACUGGUUCCUCAUCCUAGAAUGCUCAUGAUGCCCUGUGGAAUUGAAAGACUUGAUGAAGCUUACAAGGACGAGUCUAAAAAGUCUGAAUUAUUGAGCAACUCUAACCAGAGCCACAUGGUGGUUCCUGCCUCCAAAAACAAUACAUCUCAAAAACCAUCGUUCAAAUUCUUGAUCUGUGGUACGACUGGGUGGAUUGGCGAUUUGCUUGGAAAAUUAUGUGAGAAACAGGGGAUUCCAUACGAGUAUGGAAAGGGACGCUUGCAGGAUCGCUCACAGCUGUUGGCGGACAUCCUCAGUGUUAUGCCAACUCAUGUACAAGUGUGA
Fraxinus pennsylvanica is the source of this 1068-nucleotide messenger RNA. Lineage: Eukaryota; Viridiplantae; Streptophyta; Magnoliopsida; Lamiales; Oleaceae. The record is from the annotation of a GenBank genome assembly.